Linum tenue is the source of this 1759-nucleotide messenger RNA. NCBI's taxonomy places the organism in Eukaryota, Viridiplantae, Streptophyta, Magnoliopsida, Malpighiales, Linaceae. The record is from the annotation of a GenBank genome assembly.
CCAUAUAAAACGACUACCUUUUUCAGUCUCUCUGUUUUGUCUCUUCCCCAGAAUCCCCCUUAAAAAAAGACUGGACAGCUGCUGACGGCCUUCGCUGGUGUCGCCAAAAUUGUCCACUGAGGCACUGAGAUCACUCAUCGAACCUCAGCCCCAUAAUUCCUUCUUCCUUCCUACACUUUAAUACCAUCAGCACAGCUCCAAAAACCAAACGCCCAAUCGCCAUCGCCAGUUUCUCUUCCAAAAUCGUGGGUUGCUGUGGCCGGGCGUUUCUUGUCUUCAUCCACCCUCAAUCCUCUACCCUUUUUUGUGGCUCUCUCCAGCUCUCUUCACAACCCCGAUUUAUAAAACCCUGCCCCCCGCCAUUUCUCCCCUUUCUAUUCUCUUCAUCUACAAGUUUACGCCAGCAGAGUUUCUGAUUGGAACAUCUGGGCGAGGCUCGAAAUCCUCGGUUUCGAUUCGGCUCUUGGUUCUUUUUGGUGGGUUCAUCGAUUUAAAAGAUUGAGUCACAGUUGGUGAAUUCAGUAGUCUUUUGCUGAUCCACGUGAAUCAGAUGGGAGACGUCGCCAAGGAUUUGGCUGCCGGGACAGUAGGAGGGGCAGCACAAUUGGUAGUUGGACACCCUUUUGACACCAUAAAAGUCAAGCUCCAAAGCCAGCCUGUUCCACUUCCUGGCCAGCCUCCAAAGUAUGCCGGCGCUUUUGAUGCAGUCAAGCAGACUAUAGCAGCUGAAGGCGCUGGUGGACUGUACAAGGGCAUGGGAGCUCCUCUGGCAACAGUUGCUGCUUUCAAUGCUGUGCUUUUCACUGUGAGGGGACAAAUGGAGGCUCUGCUGAGGUCUGAACCUGGCGCUACGCUCACCAUUGGUCAGCAGGUUAUUUGUGGUGCUGGUGCUGGAUUGGCAGUCUCUAUUCUUGCUUGUCCUACUGAGUUGGUCAAGUGCAGGUUGCAAGCGCAAAGUGCACUGGCAGUGGCUGACUCAUCUGCAGCCACCGUGGCAUUGAAGUACGGCGGGCCAAUGGACGUGGCCAAACAAGUACUGAGAUCAGAAGGCGGCACUAGGGGGCUAUUCAAAGGAUUGGUGCCCACCAUGGCCCGCGAGAUUCCUGGCAAUGCUGCCAUGUUUGGAGUCUACGAGCUGCUGAAGCAGAAGAUGGCAGGUGGGGAGGACACGUCCAAGCUAGGCAGAGGUUCCCUCAUGCUGGCUGGAGGCCUCGCUGGGGCAUCCUUCUGGGGAUCGGUCUACCCUACAGACGUUGUGAAGAGCGCCCUCCAGGUCGAUGAUUACAGUAAACCCAAGUACUCCGGAUCCAUGGAUGCGUUUAGGAAGAUUCUGGCUGCAGAAGGUGUCAAGGGGCUGUACAAAGGCUUCGGCCCUGCCAUGGGGCGUAGCAUCCCUGCAAAUGCAGCAUGUUUCUUGGCGUACGAGGUCACAAAGUCGAGCCUGGGAUGAAUCGAAUUGAUUGAUUGAUUGAGGAGUUAAUGUGAACUAACUGGGGAUUGCUUCUUGUUGAAUCACAUUGCUUGUUGCUGAAUGUGAAACUCUACUCUAGCAUAUGGUUCCAUUGAGUGAAAAGGCUCUCUCAUCAAAUGUGAAAUCUUUUUCACUCUUUUUACUCCCUUUGCUAAUGUGUUAUCUAGUAAUAAAAAUUAAAAUUGAGUUGCAGGUAUUUGUUCUGUCUGAUUAUAUAGCCUAGAAUUACAAUUCCAUAUUCUUUUCCUUCCUUUCCACUAUUAAUAAGUUAGUGCUGUCCGAGUGAUA